Messenger RNA from Silurus meridionalis, 993 nucleotides. Its product is annotated as trace amine-associated receptor 13c-like. Gene Ontology annotation, biological process: G protein-coupled receptor signaling pathway. Gene Ontology annotation, cellular component: membrane. The coding region runs from base 1 to 993 and encodes 330 amino acids. The transcript has a single exon. Gene Ontology annotation, molecular function: trace-amine receptor activity. Lineage: Eukaryota; Metazoa; Chordata; Actinopteri; Siluriformes; Siluridae. The record is from RefSeq and is a predicted model, not a curated record.
AUGAACGUGACGGAGUUGAAUCUCUCUGAUAUCUGUGAGCAUUUCUCCUGUCCAGAGAGAUCUGUAUCUCCUGCAGUUUAUAUCUUACUGUACGUGUGUUCAGCUGCUGUGGUUCUUCUAACAGUGUGUGGAAAUAUGAUCGUCAUCAUCUCUGUUCUUCACUUCAGGCAGCUUCACACACCGACCAACAUGCUCGUGCUCUCUCUGGCCGUGUCGGAUUUCCUCAUUGGUGCUUUUCUCAUGCCAUUCAUGUUCAUCUGGACGAUCGAGUUGUGUUGGAUUUUUGGGAGAGUUUUCUGCACUGUUUUUACAUUGUUUGGUGGUCUCCUCAUGAUCUUGUCCAUCUAUAAUAUCGCUCUGAUUGCUGUGGAUCGCUAUUUGGCGCUCUCACAUCCAUUUCUCUACACAAACAUUAUCUCUAGAAGGACCAUAAGCAAUGUGGUUUAUUCUAACUGGUGUUUGUGUCUGGUGUUUGUCAUAACAAUGUUUUAUUUGAGUGGAAACUUCAUGGGUUUUGUGAUGUGUCCUGGAGAAUGCAUUUUUGUUGUGAAUGAGGUUUGGUCUGUAAUCGAUCUCGUUUUAUCAUUUAUAUUUCCACUUUCUGUCAUAAUCAUAUUGUACAGUCGGGUUUUUCUGAUCGCUAAGAAACACGCCACUGCUAUCAGAGAGCUUAAUAAUCACACACGAGCUCAAACACAGAAAAUCACCUCCCACUCCAUGAAAUCUGAGAGAAAAGCAGCCAAAGUCCUCGGCGUUUUAGUGGCCGUGUUUAUCGUGUGUUUACUUCCGUAUUUUAUUUACAUUUUAUUAGGGAGUGUUAUUGAAGUUCAGGCUGAAACUAUUUCUAAAAUGACUCUAUUACUUUAUCUGAAUUCCACCAUUAAUCCAUUUAUUUACGCUCUGUUUUAUCCGUGGUUUAGGAGGUGCAUUAAAUUAAUUGUAACUCUGCAGAUAUUCCAAACAGACUCCUCAUUAAUUAACGUUCUUUCAUGA